GAGUGCGAUCAGAGAACCCGCAAAACCGCGUGAAAAGUAAGGGAAAAGAUGGGAAAACCCCUUUUCCAGACAGACAACUUCCGGAAAAAGCCACCCAUGUGACUGUUCUCACCUCAUCCUCGCCCCGCAUUCAUGUCCUCCCACCUCCCCCCGACCGUCAGCCGACGCUUGAAAGGUAUAUAUAACCCCCAUUCCUUAGUCUUCCCUCGAUCUCUCUCUCUCUCUCUCUCUCUCUCUUCCUCUUCACUCCAUAAUUGCAGAUCCAAUCUAAGCUCUCUUCAGUCCAAGCGGGCUAGAGAGCUCGAAGCGUCGGAAAUGGGGCAGCGCGUGUACUUCAAUUGCAGAAGGGUUGCUCUUGCUCUUCUCUGCUUUGCUAUCGUUUUCAUGGGUUCCUUCGUUUUCCUCUGUGCUGGCGCUAGCUCGGAGUCUCAGAUUCGGAGCAAGCAGUUUGUGGGUAUUGCGAGAAGAAGAUUGCUGGAGGUUCGAGAAGUAGAUGGCGACGAUGAUCAAAUCAUCGCACCCAAAAAGAAAGCCAAGCUAACCACACUCACUACUACCACAGAGAAAUCCAAGAGCCAAACCAACCUCGCUAAAUCCAGUCUGUCCACCAAAAACCAGACCAAGCUGAUGAAACCCAAAUCAAAUUUCUCCUUCAAGAACCAAACCAAGCCUCUCAAACCCACAAAUUCGACCAAAAAAGCAUCGCCCACGUCCACCGUUCUUGAUAAAUCCGAGCUCAAGAAGCUCAACUCCACCUUGAAGCUCAAGAAGCUGAACGCGACCUCGAAAGCCUCCAAUUCAACCAAAAGCGCCUUUUCUUCGGCCAAGAAAAGCUCAGAUCUGGGGAAACUAACCUCGCCCAAGAACAAAACCAAAGAGUCCCAGCUCCAACUCGACAAGAAGCUCACUCAGUCCGACACCAAGAAACAGAGCAAAAAGAAAGACUCCACCGACCAAGAACCCAAGAUCCCAAAGACCCAGAAGCCGAAACAGCCGAACUGGCUCGAACAAGAUGAGGACGACGAUCUGGUAUCCGAGUUCCGAGAUCUGCCCAACAAGUUCCAGCAGACCCUCAUCCCCGACCUCGAGCGAAUCUCCACCACCUCCAAGGCCUACCUAACCCAAGCCAACAAGCAGAUGACCAAGGGCUUCAAGCCCUACGUGGGCAACAAGUACGCGCCCACCAUCGCGACCCUCGUCUCGUGCGCUUUCAUCUUGAUCCCUCUCAUCCUCGUCUCCCUCGUCUUCAAUCGCAUCAAGGCCUAUUUCUCCCUCCAGAAGCUCCUCAUCUUCAUCCAGGUCUACCUCUCCAUCUACUUCUCGAUCCUCUGCCUCUCCUCGCUGGCCACCGGGCUCGAGCCCCUGCGAUUCUUCUACGCCACUUCGCAGUCCACGUACGUGUGCAUACAGAUUUUCCAGACGUUUGGGUACGUCCUGUAUCUGCUGCUGCUGCUGAUGUACCUGGUGCUUGUUUUCUCGACCGACACCGGGCUGGCUUUGAAGUUCCUGGGGUUGGUUCAGACCUUCGUGGGCUUCGCCGUCGGGCUGCAUUACUACGUCGCGGUGUUCCACAGGAUGGUGCUCCAUCAGCCGCCGCGGACCAACUGGAAGGUCCACGGGGUCUACGCCGCGUGCUUCCUUGCGAUCUGCUUGAUCGCGAGGGCCGAGCGGAGGAAGAAGGCUUACAUGGAAGAUGGUGGCGAGGAGGGCAAGAAGAGUUAAAGCACAAACACAAGUGAAUUCUUUGCUUCAUAAUCCGGCGGCUCCAAAGGAGCGGAACUUGCAAUCAAAUGAAUUUGGUGCAAGAAACGGUACAGAAAGCUACGAUGGGAUUCUUCAUGUCCUCUUUCCAUAUUUAAUUACUGAAGUUAUUCUAAUUUUUUGCCCACCUCCCAAGAUUAAAUGGGAAUAAUGCAGUAUUAGUGUUCCUAUUUGAAAUAAUGAGCAUUGUUCUGCAAAAUGUUGGCCAAGCAACUUUGGUGUAAUUCUGUAAUUGAAGUGAUUAUUUUGCAUGAUACCACUUCGGGCAAAGAACGAUCAUGGUAUCAUUGCUUUGCUUCGGAGAAAGAGAAGGAAGCGAGAUUGAAGCGAGAUUGUAUCUUCUAUUCAAAUAUUCAUAGCCCUCUUUUAGUCGAUA
Eucalyptus grandis is the source of this 2137-nucleotide messenger RNA. RefSeq lists its product as uncharacterized. The coding region runs from base 133 to 1722 and encodes 529 amino acids. The transcript has a single exon. NCBI's taxonomy places the organism in Eukaryota, Viridiplantae, Streptophyta, Magnoliopsida, Myrtales, Myrtaceae. The record is from RefSeq and is a predicted model, not a curated record.